Molecule: messenger RNA, 2493 nt
Organism: Spirodela intermedia
Lineage: Eukaryota; Viridiplantae; Streptophyta; Magnoliopsida; Alismatales; Araceae
Source: the annotation of a GenBank genome assembly
AUGAUGGCUUCCUGGGGAUUGAAGAGCUGCAGCGAAGAGGAAUCAUCUUCGAUAAGCCGCAGCUCCAUUCAGGAGGCCCGUCAGUCAAGACUCAUCUCGAGGCAGCAUGGCGUUUCCAAGCACAGCGUAAGCCCUCGACGGAUUGACCCAGUUCUUUAUUCUAAACCAUUUAGGGUUUCGAUUUAGAUUUCUGGUGCCACCAGAUUCAUGAUUUCUGCAGAUUACGUUUCCUUCGUAUUCCUAAUUGCGUAGUUAGUCGUUCUCUGAACGUCAUCAUCUCGGCGAUUCAGGGCGAUCGAUUUAUCCCCAACAGAUCAGCAAUGGACUUCGACAUGGCCUUCUACCUGCUGACACAAACCAGGAAAGAGAAGGAGAAAGCCGCCGCCCUGGCCUCCCAUCCGGGGCAGACCUACGGGAAACUCCUGGCCGAGAGGUUGCUCCCGAAUAGAAAUCGGAUUCUGGCCUUCCAGGCGCGGCCCCCUGCUUCCUCCUCCACGGCCGAAGAGGUCUCCUUCGAUCACCACCCCAAGUCCACGAAACAGACGAGAGAAAUCUCCCGGUCGGCAGAUCGGAUGCUGUUAAUCCCGGAAAUGGCCGACGACUACUACCUUAACGCGCUGGACUGGGGGAGCAGGAACAUCCUGUCUAUCGCCCUCGGCCGCACCGUCCACCUGUGGAACGGCACCGACGGUUCCACGUUGGAGAUGAUGAUGGCGGAGGACGACCUCGGAGCCGCAGCGAGCGUCUCCUGGGCUCCAGAUGGCCGGUACCUUGCACUGGGUCUGAACGGCUCCGACGUCCAGCUGUGGGAUACCGACUCCCAGCGACUGGUAAGUGGCCAGACCUCCUUCCCUCCCUGCCUAGAGGAUUUCAGGGUUUCCUUUUCUGACGAGAAUCGUCCUCUGUGUUUAUCCGCCGCUGCAGCUGAGGACUCUGAGAGGUGUACACCGUUCUCGAGUCGGAUCGCUCUCAUGGAGCAAUCACAUUCUGACGACGGGAGGGAAGGAUGGCAAGGUGGUGAACAACGACGUGAGAAUCAGGUCUCACGUCGUCCACUCAUACAGAGGCCACAGAGGAGAAGUCUGCGGGUUAAGGUGGUCUGGUUCCGGCCGGCGUCUGGCCAGCGGCGGCGACGACAACCUAGUCCACAUCUGGGACCUGCGCAGGGCAUCGACGGCCACUGCUCCGCGGACCUCCCAAGGUCCCUGGAUCCACAGGUUCGACAAGCAUGCCUCCGCCGUGAAGGCCCUCGCAUGGUGCCCCUUCCAGAGCAACCUGCUGGCCUCCGGCGGCGGCGGCAACGACCGGUGUAUCAAGCUCUGGAACACCGAGAACGGCACUUGCCUCGACUCGGUGGACACGGGGUCGCAGGUCUGCUCCCUGCUGUGGAGCAAGAAGGAGAAGGAGCUGCUAAGCUCCCAUGGGUUCGGUCAGAACCAGCUGACUUUGUGGAAGUACCCCUCUUUUAGGAAGAUUAUCGACCUCACCGGCCACAGUUCCCGAGUCUUGUGCACGGCCGUGGUAUGGACCAAAAUCCCCCCAGAUCCUGUCGGUUUAUUCCCAGCUGUUGUCUAUAAUGCUGGUAUGACGGCGAGAUAUCGGCUUCGCAGAGCCCGGACGGGUGCACGGUGGCGUCGGUGUCGGGUGACGAGACGCUGAGGUUCUGGAACGUCUUUGGAUCGCCGGAGACGACGAGGAGGUCGCCUCCGAAGCCCCCUCCGGACCUAGAGCCAUUCUCCAGCUUCAGCCGCAUCAGGUAAUGUACAGGGGACAACAAGGGUGGGCAGACGGGGCGGGGAAGAGCCCGGUUCUCCCCUUCUAGCCCGCCGCCCGCCCGAGUUUUCUUCUUCUUUCUCUUGUAUGCACGAUGAUGGAUUUCUCUGACAUUUUUCUCGAAUCGUUUUCCGCUUCUGCGGUCGUCGAUCCGUCGGAUAUUUACUCCGAGUUUUCUUCGAUCGGCCGAGUUUUCUUGAGUUGCUUUCCUUUCCUGGUCAUAGAUGCAGCUGCCGGUUUUCUUCUUCUUCCUCCUCGUCGGCGGAGGAACAUGUCUGCAUAUUUUCUCUGUUUGGUUAAAUGCGUAUCGCCGGCGGUCUUCCGUUGUCACCAGAAGUUGGGUGCCCCGAAGAAUUCUAGGAAGUUGAUGAUCGGAGCGGGAAUCUUCGUCGACCAAGGCCUGACGGCAGGAGCAUGAUGAUGCACGGCGGCGUGGACACCGGCGAUGACUAUGUACAGGCUCCGACGCCGACAACGGUGACGACGUCCACCAUGGACCGGAACCUUCCUGUCUUCAAGGUCUACCCCUCUCUCUCUCUCUCUCUCUCUCUCUCUCUGUGUCUCUUCGCCUGUUCAUGCUUCUCUGCUCAGCCUCGGCGCCAACGGUGAUCAGCAGUUCCGGCUGAUUGCUUCGCUUCGCACAGUGGGAGAAAAGCAGGAGGAAAAUAUGUGGAACAAUUGGACUGUAGAGCUCAGCCUGGAGCGAUUUUCUUCAGAUAA